Molecule: messenger RNA, 2185 nt
Organism: Condylura cristata (star-nosed mole)
Lineage: Eukaryota; Metazoa; Chordata; Mammalia; Eulipotyphla; Talpidae
Gene: LTBR
Product: lymphotoxin beta receptor (TNFR superfamily, member 3)
Exons: 10
Coding region: 165-1433 (422 amino acids)
Biological process (GO): immune response; positive regulation of canonical NF-kappaB signal transduction; hematopoietic or lymphoid organ development
Molecular function (GO): ubiquitin protein ligase binding
Source: RefSeq, a predicted model, not a curated record
CCCCGGAGGCCAGGCCAGGCCGCGGCGGGGCCCCUGGGGGGGCGCUUCGGCCCUGCGUCCAGCCCCAGCCCUUGGGCUCCGGAGACUUUGUCACCAUUGCCCAGGGUAUCCAGGGCCCCCAUCUUCCUCCCCGACACCUCCACCCAUCUGACUGACUGGCCGCCAUGCGCCUGCCCGGGGCCGCCGCCUCUCCCUGCGGCCUGGCCUGGGGGCUACUGGUCCUGGGCCUCUGCAGUCUGGCAGCAGCAUCCCCAACCCUGCUGGUGCCCCCAUACCACACGGAGAACCGAACCUGCCAGGACCCAGAAAAGGAGUACUACAUGCCCAAACACCAGGUCUGCUGCUCCCGCUGCAAACCAGGCAUGUAUGUCUCCUUCGAGUGUAACCUCGACCAGGACACAGUUUGCACCGUGUGCCCUGAAAAUUCCUACAACGAGCACUGGAACCACCUCUUCAUCUGCCAGAUGUGCCGGCCCUGUGAUCACGUGCUGGGCUUCCAGGAGGUCCUGCCUUGCACCAGCAAACAAAAAACCCAGUGCCGCUGCCAGCCAGGAAUGACCUGCUCUUUCCAGAACCUUGAGUGUACACACUGCGAGCCGCUUCCAGACUGCGAACCCGGCACUGAAAUCGACCUGAGAGAUGAUGGGGAAGCUACUGGCUACUGUGUAGCCUGUAAGGCUGGAUACUUCCAGAAUACCACCUCCUCCAGUGCUCGCUGCAGGCCCCACACCAGAUGUGAGGACCAGGGCAUGGUGGAGGCAGCCCCAGGCACCCCCCUGUCUGACGUCAGCUGCAGAAAUGCACCAGAACCACCUGAUGUGACAGGAACCAUGCUGCUGCUGGCCAUCCUGCUGCCCCUGGUGUCCUUCAUGCUGCUCACCAUUCUCCUCACCUGCGUCUGGAAGAGCCACCCCUCUCUCUGCAGAAAGCUGGGAUCUCUGCUCAAGAGGCAUCCAGAGCAGCGGGUGGAAGUGAAUGCUGCUGACGGAAACUGGGAGCCUCCCCGAGUCAACCCACACUUCCCUGACCUGGUAGAGCCAUUGCUGCCCCUCUCCGGAGACUUGUCCCUGGCCUUGACUGGGCACCCAGCAGCCUCGGUUGUGGAGAAGGAAGUGCUACAACAGCAAAGCCCUCUGGUCCAGGCCGUGGAGCUGGAGGCUGAACUCCCAGAGCAAAGCCAACUGGCCCACGGUACAAAUGGCAUCCACGUCACCGGCGGGUCUGUGACUGUCACUGGCAACAUCUACAUCUACAAUGGGCCAGUCCUGGGGGGAGCCCGGGGCCCUGGUGACCCCCCAGCUGCCCCGGAGCCUCAGUACCCCAUCCCGGAAGAGGGUGCUCCUGGCCCUCCAGGGCUCUCUACACCCUACCAGGAAGAUGGUAAAGCUUGGCACCUGGCGGAGACAGAAACCUUGGGGUGCCACGCUCUCUAACAGGACCAAAGACCCAGUUCGUCACCCAUGUCUGCGGUGUCUGGGAAAAGCCAGAAGAGAGGGUCAAGAGCACCCUCUCCCCAGCCUGCCCCCCCCACACAGGAUUGACAGAGGACCUGGGUAGGGCUGAAGGCAGAGCUCCAGGGGCCAGGCCUCUGACACCUCUCUGAGAACAAGACUGGCACUGACUGGGGCAAAGAAGGACUCAGCAAGGCAGAGACUUCGCGGCAGAUGCCCCUGCCUGCUGGGCUGUGCCAGCUCCGCUUCAGGCACAGGUGGGGCCUGUGGCCCUGACUGCGCCCCACCGGCUCUCUGCACCCCAAGCCCGCCACAGAAGGGAGCCCGCCACAUGGUCCCUUGUGAGGACAUCGCUGGGAAACUCUAAGGGAUUCUGGUGCUCAUCCCAAGCUUUGGAGGCCCUCGCGGGCCCACGUUUUCUAUGGACUGAGGAAGACCCUCUCUGGAGUUGUCACUGUGUGAAGAAGCCCCACCCCCACCCCUCCUUUCCCAGGGAAGAAAGGGUUUCUUGAAAGACUGGGAGUUUGGUUUGGGUUUCUAGGGAUAAGCGAGAGUUCUGGAGAGGAGGAAAAUAGUAAGUGUAUUUAUCAACUGUAACCACAUGCAAAUAAAGAAGAGAUUGAGAACUAGAUUAUUUUCUUGGGAUUUAGAUAGAAAGGCUAUUCCAUGGGGACAGUGCCUAAAGUCAGAACAUUAUAAUGUAACCCCCACAUAGGUAUUAUUUUUAAUAAUAG